AUGACAUCCUUCAAAAAAAAGGCCUAUAUAUUUGUGCACGCACAUUACUUGUUCUCAAAAAUGGCCUUUUGUAAGUUAGUCUUCCCAGUAGUUAUCGCUUGUCUUUUCUUUUUGUUCACAUUUUCAUCUCAUGCUUCUGAAGGAACUGACGCUGGUUUCAAGGUUUCAACCCCUAACAGUAACAGUAGUUCUCAAAAUGUUAAUAUCUCAAUUUAUUACGAAGCUUUCUGUCUUCAUUGUGCAAAGUUUAUUGUCAACAAGCUGGAAGGCUUGUUCGAAAAUGGUCUUAUCUCCAUCAUCAAUCUCACGCUAGUUCCUUGGGGUGAUUCCUACAUCGAUAAAUCUAACAACACCAUCAUUUGUAAGCAUGGACAAGAGGAAUGCCAGUUAAAUACCAUUGAAGCCUGUGCUAUUCAUGUCUGGCCUGACGUGAACAAGCAUUACGGUCUGAUCUACUGCAUUGAGUUUCUAGCGAUUGAGGGAAGGCAAAAAGAAUGGGAAAGUUGUUUCGACUCAUUGGGCUUGCCUCAGAAACACAUUUUAGACUGCUACAAUAGUGGAAAGGGAAGAACGCUUGAGUUAGCAUAUGCCAAUGAAACUGCUCAUCUUAGUCCACCUCACGCAUAUACUCCAUGGGUGGUGGUGAACAAUCUGUCAAUUGGAAAUGACUACGAAAAUCUUGAAGCUUAUAUCUGCAAAGCAUACAAAGGCAACGCUGCACCCGACAGCUGCAAGUCAAUUCCACCAGAUAUCAACUCAACUGGUAAUGCAAAGAACUUGAAGUCUUCAACACCAACAAAAAAAAUGCACAGCCGCUGAUCCUGCCUGGUUCGUGGCCAUCAUAAUUAACCCUCUCUGGGAGAUGCUCGCCAGUCUGGCUUUGGGACUGUGGUUGAUUGUAUUUAUUAUUUACCAAAGUUAAGAAAUACUGUGUACAUCACAUGCGAAUAUAUUUCAAUCAAUCACACUCUGUCGUUUGCAUUAAUUAUCGCAACAUUUGGCCUUAUCAACAAUAAGAGGAGAAGUUCUAGCAUUAGGUUUGGGUUCAGAAAUAUGAGGCUUUCUU
Molecule: messenger RNA, 1066 nt
Organism: Durio zibethinus
Lineage: Eukaryota; Viridiplantae; Streptophyta; Magnoliopsida; Malvales; Malvaceae
Product: gamma-interferon-responsive lysosomal thiol protein-like
Molecular function (GO): oxidoreductase activity, acting on a sulfur group of donors, disulfide as acceptor
Source: RefSeq, a predicted model, not a curated record